AUUUAAAUAGCGGGGUGGCGUUUAUUUGCAGCCAGCCUCUCGCCAGCCCUGGUGUGUAGGCGGAAGUUGCACAGCCACCCGAGGGUGUUCCUGCUCUUCGCUGUCAUUCCCCGUCUGUCUGUGAGCCGGGGGUUCACUCCGUGCCGGAGCUCCACACGCUACAAAUCCGUGUGGGCUCAGGGAGCAGGAGGAGCUCGCUUCCAACACCCUCCAGCCGCGGGGACCAUCCAGACCGAGAUCCGGAUGAGCCGGGCACACCGCCGCCGCACUGACUGAGAAGCCGGGCUGCCCUGUCUCGGCGAUUACUCCCGGACCCUCGCCGCGGACACUCGAGAAGAUGGGCAACAGUUUCUCCAACGUCUCGGCUUUCCAGUCGUUACACAUCGUCAUGCUGGGGCUGGACUCGGCGGGGAAGACCACCGUCUUGUACCGGCUGAAAUUCAACGAGUUCGUCAACACCGUGCCCACCAUCGGCUUCAACACGGAGAGGAUCCGCUUGGGUAACGGCUCGGCCAAGGGCAUCAGCUGCCACUUCUGGGACGUGGGCGGCCAGGAGAAGCUGCGGCCCCUCUGGAAGUCCUACAGCCGCUGCACCGACGGCAUCAUCUACGUGGUGGACUCGGUGGACGUGGAGAGGCUGGAGGAGGCCAGGAGCGAGCUGCACAAGAUCACCAGGAUCUCGGAGAACCAAGGCACUCCGCUGCUGGUGAUCGCCAACAAGCAGGACCUGCCCAAGUCGCUGCCGGUGUCCGAGCUAGAGAAGCAACUGGCGCUGCACGAACUCAGCCCGUCCACCACCUGGUAUGUCCAGCCGGCCUGCGCUAUCAUCGGCGAGGGGCUGCACGAAGGCAUGGACAAGUUGUGCGAGAUGAUCGUAAAGAAGAGGAAAGCCCUGCGGCAGAAGAAGAAGCGGUGAUUGCUGAACGGACAGAGGACUCGGCAUUCGGCUCACUCUGAAUGCACACAUACAAGCACACACACAUUUAUCCAAGCCAACUCGAUAAGUCACCCACCAACUGAUUGCACUGGCAGAAUCAUUGGCAGCGAGACCCGAGUGAACAGUGCAGAGUACCCCGGUGACCGGCUGCAAGCAGCGAGGGGGAGAGGUGGGUGGAUGAGACUUCUCCUUCAACCUUCUGCUUUGCUCAACCGGGUGGACACGGGGCGAGGAACUUUCUACGCGAGGGGGCGCAGGACGUUCGCGGUCUGCAUCCACCCGGGUCUUCUGCUUGGGAAUGGGCUGGCGACCCUCUACCGCCCCGCGGCUAACCUCUCCCUGCUCCGCCCGGCAAGUGUUGGAAGGAACGGCUCCAAGCUGUUUUUAGGGAGAUGGUGUGGAGAAGCUCAAGGUCCGACGAAUGAAGGCAAGGAAAAAGAGGAUGUUAUUGAACGGAGCUGGUGCAGAAAGUAAAAUUGUAACCCCGGCCCUGACCCGAGGCUUCGCGUUGCUGCCUUUUUGAUUAUACCCUCUUAAGUUUAAUACUUUCUAGCUGAAUAUUAUAAGCUGAAAUAGGUAAGGCUGGCCCUCACCUUUAUGUCGUUUAGGUACUGUAUUUAUCUGCAUGUCUUUGACCGUCAGGAUGAAUGAUGAUCUUGGGAUAAUAAAGACCAACCUUGUGAUUAAAAAAAGGACCAUGUGGUGCUUUUUGUCCUUCGCAGAGGUUAGCUCUUGUUUUGUUAUUUUUAAAUUCGCCGGCUUGUCCCAAUUUCAUGCUCUCGUUCCAGAUUCAGCCUCUGUUAUGUACCACAUUACCUCACUGGAGCAGCGCCAGAAUACCAGAAUAACCCCCCCCCCCCCCCCCCUCAGAUUAGUGCAAAUUAACUAUGUAUAAUUACAAUAGAAAUUACAUGUUGUGAGUGCAUUGUAUUUAUUGUGUUUUUUUUAAUGUAAUGUUCCAUGGAAUGAGUAAAUUACGUACAUUAGCUUGUGCGCACAUUCCUACAUACUCCACACGGGCGUUUAAAUAUCGUUGAAUUUUGUGCACAGACGCUCAGAACAUGGUCCAAUGAUUUUAUUAAAUAUUAGAUCUGCAAAAUAAUUGCUAUCACCAUACAUAGAUAUGGUGCUCUAUUUUUUAAUAAAUAACUAUGACAAGAUUUGCAUAUAUUUGAUGAGCCCAUUUGCAAUAAGUCAUUUAUUUUUGCGUUUCCCGGACGCAUUCAAUGUGCCAACUCAAAUAUAUCUGGUGCAUGCAGUGAAUAUGCGUGAAGGAAGGCGGUGAAUGACGAUUCAUGAGCCAACUGUCCUUUUGAUGAAGAUAGGAAGGAUAAUGUGGGCUCGAAUUCUUGGAUCCACAGGUGGAAGAUUUUGCCCUGGAGCAAGCAUCACAUUGCUCAAGGGUUGGAAGGUAAAUGAGCAAGUAAUCACCUGGGACAGAGGCAGAUAAGUCGUCACCGACUUCUUUUGAUGGAUCUCAUGUGCACUUUUGAUGGAUCUCCUGAGAAUAAAAUCACUUGAAAUAGGGUAAAUCGCAUUCGAUUCAUUUUAAGGGUUUUUAGAUAAAUUGUCCACGGACCUGUGCUGAGGUCAGGUCGGAACAACGCCACAGGAGUGGAAUUUGUACAUUUGAUGUUCAUGAGGUUGUGAAGACACAGAGGUACUUACAGCCAUUCCACUGAGCCGGGGUCUGUGCUCCCCUGGAGGUUAUCUAGAGGAAUACACAACUAAUUGCUGGUAAAUCUGACUGAAUGCAGAUGAAAUAUUUGUGCUCACAUUCCAAUUAUUUUUGAAUAAGGGCCCCAAUAUCUUGGGGAAAAUAUCAAUUUUCUUAUGUCUAUUCCUAUCGUAAUAAAUAUAUAUUUUUCCUAACUAGCACCAGAGAUAAAACCCAUGCAUAUAUCUAUUCCUGUAUUUUAUUGCACUUUUUUUACCCAAUAUCACUAAUUUAGAAAUUACACUUUAAGUGGACUAAUCCCACAGUGAGAUUAUGAAUCAAACCAGUUUAACCCUUUUAAUUAAAUAAUAGACUGUGACCAGGCAAAAUAUAUGUACAUAAAAUCCAAACAACAAUUAUGAACCUAUAGGAUCUACCAUAUGCAUCUGUGCCAUCAUGCUCCCCACAAUAAACCCUCCAAUCCCAUCAUUUUUCAUUUUCACUAUAUUUAAAAUAUUUUCUCAAGAAACAAAAAAAACAUUUCUACUAUUUGGAAAUGUAUGAUUGCUGUCACAUCUAAUUUGAAAAUAUAUUUUGAGUGACUGGCUUUAUUAAUAUGUAAUGAAGUUUCCCAAUGAAGCAUUUUAUGAAGGCACUGACCCUUUUAAAUAAUGGAAAUCAUUAUGAUCUAUUUGCCAUCUAACACAAAGACACGUUAAUGCAUGUAUUUGUACAAUAUUCUCAAUAUUCUGUAUGCAUGCAGAUGUACUUGCAUCUGUAUGAAUCAGCUUUUGCAUGCAUGUGUUUUAGUUGCAUGCAUUUGUGUUUGCACGCCUUUAUCCAGUCUGUGUUUGCAUGUGAAGGGAUGUGUGCAUAUUUAUGUGCAUGUGUGUGAUCAUACAAACUGCCUGUAUUCUCCACAAACAAUAAAUCAUAGUUUGUUGCUUACUUUUUAAUCCCUUGAUAACAAUUCACUAUUCCAAGCCAAUACUUAAUUAGUUUGAUUUAAUUCACCUUUACCUACAAAUUCGAUUCUUAGAUCACUGCACUCGGGUGACACAGAUCAUAAAGUUAAUUGCCUGGCAUUUGCAGAUUGUAUUGGUCUUGGGUGAAUCAAUAAUGCUUUUGUAACAGUGGUGUAGGAAUACGAGCAAAUGACAAUUGUUUGUGGUGUUGGUUGAUUUUGCAAAAGAUUCAAAGAUUUUUCGCGAGAUGUCAGAUAAAACAUAAAUUUUAGCCCAAGGAUGCAGCGAUGUUACUGUCUUUGAAUUUUCAGUAUUAAUGCCGAUGUCAAGAAUAAAUAAAAGCAACUACACACUCUG
This is a messenger RNA of Leucoraja erinaceus (little skate), 3916 nucleotides long. Its product is annotated as ADP-ribosylation factor-like protein 4C. The coding region runs from base 338 to 916 and encodes 192 amino acids. Gene Ontology annotation, cellular component: cytoplasm. The transcript has a single exon. NCBI's taxonomy places the organism in Eukaryota, Metazoa, Chordata, Chondrichthyes, Rajiformes, Rajidae. Gene Ontology annotation, molecular function: GTPase activity; GTP binding. Gene Ontology annotation, biological process: endocytic recycling; intracellular protein transport. The record is from RefSeq and is a predicted model, not a curated record.